Molecule: messenger RNA, 3523 nt
Organism: Oncorhynchus gorbuscha (pink salmon)
Lineage: Eukaryota; Metazoa; Chordata; Actinopteri; Salmoniformes; Salmonidae
Product: coiled-coil domain-containing protein 9B-like
Exons: 9
Coding region: 1-1038 (345 amino acids)
Source: RefSeq, a predicted model, not a curated record
AUGUCAUACUCUAAGUCUGAGGGGCCAGGCCUGGCAGGUGACACAGACCUCACCAUCCCCACGUCCAAAGAGGAGCAGCAGGAGUACCUGCGCUGGAAAAAGGAGCGUGAGCAGAUCGACCGGGAGCGUGUGGCCCGCCACAGAAAUGCCAAUGGCCAGUGGAGGCGGGCAUGGGACAUGGACAAAACAGAGAAUAUGUUUUCAGAUAAAUCUCCUGAGGAGAGAGUACAGGGGCCUCCAGAUAGAGGAGGAAGAAAUGCAAGAAGAGGUCACCCCAAAUCAAAUCCUGAGUCACGGCUUCAGCAACCACGGGGCAGAGACAAGGGGGUUAAAAAAGUGCCCGUGGUCAGCAGUAAAGCCAAGGGCAAGGAUCGGCUGACUGGGAGGGCCAGGAGAUGGGAUGCCAGCGAGGAUGGGGAUGAUUUGCAGGCCUCCGAGACAAGUUUGGAGGAAUUCUUAGAAGAGCUUGAUGCUUUGGGUGGACCUGACGUAGACGACUCCACUGCAGAAAAUCCAGAGGUCAAAGAUGUUUACCUCAAAAUUGAGUCUUUCCUGACCCCGGAUGUGGUGAAGACUGAGGAGGUGAGUGGACCCGUCAGUCCUGCCCUGGACCAAGCCCCAGCCGACACCUCAGAGGAGGGUACACCCAGACAGGAGAAGGCUAAGGAAUUGUCCCCUCGAGCUGCAGAGAAGAAGGUCCGCUUCUCGGUGGAGCUCAAUGGGCCCGGGGCCUACGAGCAGACACCGGGGCAGGAGGGCUCUGAGGUUCCCGAUUCCUCCAAAACAGAGUGUCAUGGCCGCUUUCAGCACAGUGUGCUCACCUCUGUUUUUCCCACUUCACACAGCAAUGUUGAAGAUGCUGCCCUUCCACAGGAGAAUGCUGUCCAGCCUUUAGAACACGCUAAGAGCAAUAGCAACAGAAAUACAGAGGAACUGAUUGACUCUAGUCUGUCUGUUCUGAGGCUGGAGUCAGGAGAGACUCACCCAACCCACACCACCAGCAUUGACAAGGCAAGAGAAAAUGGGAAGAUUGUUUGAAGGACUUUCAAUGUUUAUAUGAAUUGGUCAAUAUGUAAAACCAAAACAUGCUUAAGUAGAGAAUUUACCAUAAGCCUUUUAGUUUAAAGUGGAAAUCACAGCACUUUAACUACUUUGCGGAUAUGAAACAGACAAUCAUAAUAUCAGUCAAAAAUAUCACAUUUCCAGUUCAUGCUACAAAACCAACUUUAUAAGAGGUUUUAAAAAUAGGUUGUAUUUGCCAUAACAUUAUAGAUGGAUGCAGUUCAAUGCAUGAUUCAUAUCAUUCACCAAUACAUUUCAUGGUAGUCCAAAAAUGUUGCUAUCGGCUUGUAAAUCACAGCUGGCCUGGUACAUUGUUUGCUGUCUCCAUUCGGGAUGCACUGUUUCAGUUUCAAUGACUCAAUAUUUUGUCCAAAAUAUUGACAUAUAUAGUUUAGGCUCGGAAUGUCAAUACAAUAGUGAUGGACAUUCAGAGUAUUUUCUGUGAGUUGGCUAAUUUGGCUCCGUUCACUUAAGAGCUGGCUUAUUUGGCUCUGAAACAGCUCUUUGUUCCAACUGCUUAAAAAUGGACGUUGAACCAUGAUUUUUAGAACCACCUAGAAUCAAUCUCCAAUGUCAAGCCCAAAAAGUAGGCUACCAUUAUAUCAGAUCGGGAAAUUCGGAUUCAAAUAUAUUUUUACCUGGCCAAAUUUAUUAGAUUAUUAUUGGUUUAAGCACUGCAAAAAUGAGUGUGGGCCUGAAUGUAUGCAUAGUUUUGGUAUAGUAGCAGUAUGCAAUCAGGAAGCCAAAUGAACGUCUCAAUGCAAUUCGGUUCCCGAUGUUCACCAAAAAGUUAACGACCCAUCACUACAAUCAAACUAGCAAGGGCAAUGAUCACAAGUCAGCCAUAACGUGGCUAAUAGGCUAGCGUAUCUAUGUAUGUAGCUAUUUAUUUAGCAAGCUAAAAACACUGAGCCAAAUGAGCUAGCUGCUGGGAGGAUGUCAUGUCAUUGGAUGAGUUUCCCCUCAUAUCGUUUUUCGGUGGCAACAGCUAGAGAUGAAUUUGGUUAGUUAGCAAGAGACGCGAAUCGCUUGGCGAGAUAGCUGAACUUGAACGACCGUUACACACAGUUAGCAUGCAGAUCUCUUUAGUUGUCAAUCAAAUGCAUUUGGCAUCAAUCAAAUGGGCGGGCAAGCAGUUCCCAUUCAGUUGUCAAAACGUAGGUUGGGACAAGCAUGCAUUGGCAGGCAAGCUGCAGAAAGGUUAGCAGGCUACUUAUUUUCCAUCGUUUCAGUGCAAUUUUGAGGGCAAACUACAAGCUGGAAAAGUUUGAAAGGGUUUAUCUAUUCUUUGAAAUCAUCUAGCUCUGGCUAACAUUAGUUGUUGAUUUUAGGGAGGGAUAAUCUACCUGUUCUUGGUUGUUUGAUCAAUAGGACUGUAAAGUUCCCAAAUGAAAGAGGACUCCCGUGGUGUUUGCAUAUUUGCAGAAAUCCAUUUCCAGGUGUAUUUUUUUGGCUAAUGGUUUAAAGUCACGUUGUUGCUACUGCCUGUAAACACAGUCUAGUUCAGUGAAAGAUGGCAGGCCCAUGUGGCAAAUGGCUUAUUUGCAUAUAUGCCUACUGUGUAGAGUCCGGUCUGUGUAGAAACCGGUUUAGGACAGGACUGACAUGUUUUUUAAUUAGGUUUUAUUUACUGCGGUGUCUAUUGUAUAAAUGCAGGGCCGCUUUCCUCUCUAUAUAUUGCUAAAUCAUUUUCACAAAUGACUUGCUCUACAUAAUUUCCAAACAUUCUAUGAAAGUGUGAAAGUAGGAAAAUAACCAUAUUUUAGUCAGAAAAUGCUGUCAGUUCCACUUUAAUAGCACAUUUGCUUCCAAUAGCUCUUUGAAGAUGUCCCGUGCCUAGUUGGUCAAGGUGAGACUAGCAUCCACAAUGUUCUUUCAUUUGAAAUGAUGCUAGUUGCUCACAGUGGGAAAAUGAAACGAUACAUGUUCAAAGUAAGUCAUUUUGAGAAUUUUGUCUGCUUGAAAAUACUUACAAGCACUUUAUUCUUUGAGGUAUGAGUAUUGACACGUCAUACAUUAGGUAAGUGUGCUAUUUGAAUGGCAAACUUAUGUUGAAUGGCUGUCUUUGUUUACAUUUGUAUUAUUUCAAGAUACCAGUCCUUAUGCUUGUAUUAGUUCAGUUCCUAUGGAUGACUAACCUACAUGACCUGAACAGGCCCUGCUUGUUACCUGGUGUUGUUGUGUCAAUCUUUGCCUUAGCAGUAGGCCUAAUUUGAAUGAUGAAAAAUAAUUAGCAUUAUAUGCUUAUAGUUAUACUGUACACUGGCUGUAUUUAUAGUGCUGUGAAAAAAGUAUUUGUCCCCUUGUACUCAGUAACUGGUUGUGCCACCUUUAGUUGCAAUGAGCUGCACAUAUUUUUGUGUCUGAAUGUUAUCAGAUCUUAAAUCAAAACCUAAUAUUAAAGGGAACCUGCGUUUACAAAUAACAAAAAAAAUAUGCAGUAUAUACUUAUCUUAUUUAU